Messenger RNA from Nerophis lumbriciformis (worm pipefish), 903 nucleotides. The record is from RefSeq and is a predicted model, not a curated record. Lineage: Eukaryota; Metazoa; Chordata; Actinopteri; Syngnathiformes; Syngnathidae.
AUGAGAGCCGAAAUUUAUUAUUUCCUGCUGUGGACGACCUAUCUGCUGCUGGCCACCGCUCAGGACUUUCCCCAGGAGCUGAUCGACCGACUGUCCCACAGUGAAAUCCACAGCAUCAGCGACCUCCAGCGGCUGCUAGAAAUUGACUCCGUAGGUACGGGAAACGAUGUCAUCGAGGGGCCCAAGCAUCAUAAGCGCCACCACAACCACCAGCAUCAGCACAAGAAUUCCUCCCGUCAUCCGGGUUACUAUAGCGACCUGAAGAGCUCGCAGCUACACAGUCGCCGAAAGAGGAGUCUCGUGGAGGAGGCGGUCCCGGCGGCGUGCAAGACGCGGACGGUGAUCUACGAGAUCCCCCGGAGUCAGGUGGACCCCACCUCGGCCAACUUCCUGAUAUGGCCGCCCUGUGUAGAGGUCAAGCGCUGCACGGGCUGCUGCAACACCAGCAACAUGCGCUGCCAUCCUUCGCGCAAGCACCACCGCACGGUUAAGGUGGCCAAGUUGGAGUAUGUCAAAAGAAGACCCAGGCUGAAAGAAGUCUUCGUGCGGUUAGAAGACCACCUGGAGUGCGAUUGCACGUCGCAGCAUCACAUCGUGGAGCACUCCAAUUCUGAAACAGGUAAUUUGAAGCGCUUCUAUCAAUGUCUUCGAGAAGAAGAGAGACUAGAGGUAUUCCAGGGCGUGGCCGGGGAUCCCCCAAGACGGAAGAAGUUUACACUGGUGGAGAAGGCGAGCACUAUAGUCUCCUGCUGCCCGAAGACCCGAGGCGAAGGAGGACAUGUGUACACCCGAGGCAGAUGGUGGCUCUGGAAGACGCUGCCGAGGGAUCAAACAGAGAGCGGCCCGGAGAUAACCGCCACUGAGACAGAGGUGGCUCCGGAGGAUGCUGCCAAAGAGGCCUGA